AUUGGGGAUGGCAAUGCUACAAGAAUCUGGGAUUCUCCUUGGAUCCCGGGCCUACUUAAUUUUCAGCUUACCUGUUGCUUUUUGGAUGACAGGAGCAGAUUGACUUGGGUCAGGGAGCUAUUUAGCUCUAAUGGUCAGGAAUGGGAUGUUGAUUUGAUCAUGCAAACUUUUACGCCUUUUGUUGCUGAGAAAAUUCUUGAUUUGCAAAUAAGUAUGGUAAGGGUAAAGGACAGGCUCAUCUGGCACAAACAUCCUAAAGGUACUUUAACUGUAAAGAGUGUAAAUCAGACCAUCCUUCAGCAUCAAAAUUUCUCACCUGAUAUAGCUGGCCCGAGCUCUGGGCUCUUGCAUCUUAGAGUCAGUGCUUCCAUUUCCAAGGACGGCCAUGGAGUGAUGUUGUGUUCUGGAUUCAAAGGAGUACAAACAAUAAAAUGGCAGAAGACCUUUACCAAAGUGCCUAACAGGAAAGCUGCUAUUUUACUUGCUAUCAGAUGGAGCUUUAUGCAGUUGAUCCAGCAGGGUAACACAAAUUUAUGCUGUACAUUGGACUCUGCAGAACUGGUCCAUAUGCUCAACUCAAGAGGCACUCCCCUCAUA
This is a messenger RNA of Striga asiatica, 597 nucleotides long. NCBI's taxonomy places the organism in Eukaryota, Viridiplantae, Streptophyta, Magnoliopsida, Lamiales, Orobanchaceae. The record is from the annotation of a GenBank genome assembly.